AUGAUGAAAGAUUGCUGUGUCAGCAAUUGUCCCACCAAACCAAACCCCGCCAUUUACCGAAAUGUUCUGGAGCAAAUAAUCCUUACCUACUGCACUUUCUCGACAAGUCGUUUUGUUAUAAUGCCUACAUUGACAGAGUGCCAUCAAAUUUCAGAAGAGGGAAACGAAAAACUCAAGAAGUUACAAGAUGCCAUUUUGACUGGCAAAGCAGUUGUUGAGAUGACUGAGAGCAAUGGGAAUGUGAAAUAUGCGAAUGAAAGCCUUAAUGAUUAUGUUGUUCCUCUUCUAGAGGCCUUGAAGCUCAGUUCUAACGCCCCGCUUCAAGCACUUCGGCUACACUGCAUGGCGAAUUUCCACGCGUAUACCCAUCGCCAACAAAACCGGUCCUGA
This is a messenger RNA of Blastomyces dermatitidis ER-3, 390 nucleotides long. RefSeq lists its product as uncharacterized. The transcript is spliced from 3 exons. NCBI's taxonomy places the organism in Eukaryota, Fungi, Ascomycota, Eurotiomycetes, Onygenales, Ajellomycetaceae. The coding region runs from base 1 to 390 and encodes 129 amino acids. The record is from RefSeq and is a predicted model, not a curated record.